GCCAGCACGUUGAGUGGCGGGGGCCGGCUGAAGAACUGCCCGAGCGAGGAGCGGCUCCCGGGGCCGGGCGGCACGGUUGGGGCGCCCGCUUUAGGGCUCCCGAGAGGCUGCUGGGCGGGGAUAGCGGCCCGCGGCCACGGGGGGAAGGGGGUCGGUGGGCUGAGAGCAGCUUGGCGGCGAGGCCGGCCCGCCGCCCCUUCCCCCCACCCCCGUCGACCUUGUCGGCCGAAGCUUCCCGGAGCUCCUCACGCCGGCGCGAUGGCGACUGCUGCGGAGGUGGAGGUCUCUCCGCCGACGGACGCGAACUGGGAAAGUGGCGGCGGCGGCGGAGACGACGAGAUGAAGCAGACGCUUCCGGAGCUUGAGUCCUCCCCACAAAAUGGCGGCGGCCUCAGCAUCGCGGAGCCCGGCGGCGGCGCCGGGCCUGAGGAGACCGCAGCUUCCGAGGCCGCCCCGAGCCUCUGCCACGAGCAGCCUCAGGACUCCUCUGAUGCGGGCGCGGCUGCACUGCCCAAAGGCCCUGAAGAGCCCGAAAGACCCAUUAGGAGGAGUUUUCAGAUCCCCAGGAAGAGCAGAGAAAAGAAAGCACUUUUUCAGCCAUUAACUCCAGGCUCUCGGGAAUUUGAAGAUGUUUUAAAUAUUCUCCACUCAUCUUACCUUGAACCAACUUCAGUAGCAAAUUUUAACUACAGGCGUGCUUGCUUGAUACAUAACGAGCUUUUGGAAAAGGAGUUUACAGAAAAGCGAAGAGAACUGAAGUUUGAUGGUCGUUUAGAUAAAGAGCUUUCAGAAUCCUAUGCAUUUCUGAUGGUUGAUCGGUAUAAGGUUCAGAGCAUAUGUGAAAAAGGACUACAGGUGGGCCAGUCCAAAAUAACAAUUCUUGGCAAUCCUUCCAUGGGUGUCUAUCUUUCUAGGUAUGCUGAUUUACUACAAGCUAAUCCUUUGGAAGCUGGGGCAGUGGGUGAUGUGGUUAUUUUUAAAAUAAUGAAGGGUAAAAUAAAGAGUGUGUAUGACCCCAUGGGUGUAAAAAGUUCAGAAUCUGUAUUAAGUAAAAGUGCUUCGGACCCAACACCAAAGCAUGAAUGUCAUGUGUCGAAGAAUGUUAAUAGAAUUACAUCACUUCUGGCUUAUAGAGCCUAUGAGCUUACUCAGUAUUAUUUUUAUGAGUAUGUCUUUGAUGAGCCAAGGCGAAGACCAAGACACGUGUGUCCAUACGCAGUUGUGUCUUUUGCUUAUAAAGACGAUAUACAAACUCAGAAGUUCAUACCUUCAUCAAGAUCUAACAGCUUUAAUGCAGAUAGAAACACAGAUAAAUUUAACUACACGUUGUGGAAAGGACAGCUUUUAAAUAAAGGAAAGCUUUUGUGUUAUAUUUCUCUGAGGUCAGCCACUCGUGCUUUUUUGCCUAUCAAGCUUCCUGAGAAGUUAGAUGUUGAAACAGUUAUGAGUAUGGAUCAACUGAAACAGAAAAUCCCUCCAGCGCUAUUUUAUAAGGAAACUUACUUUGGUCCAAAUGAAGUUUUGAAGAAUGGAAUGUAUUGCAGCCUUUAUGAAGUUGUAGAAAAGACAAGGAUUGGAAGUAACAUGGAGAGUUUGCUGCAGAAACUAGAGAAGGAGAAACUUGUUCUUGUUAAACCUUUGGGAGACCGAGGAUACCUUUUUCUUCUCUCUCCUUAUCAAAUGGUUCCUCCAUAUGAACAUCAAACUGCUAAGCCUCGAGUCUUACAUGCUUUGUUUCUAUUUCAAGAACCUAGAGGAAUAGUUCCUUCACAAAAAGGCUCAACCAGUGCAGCACCUCAGGAGAAACAUGAGAGCAUGUCAGAUGUGUUAAAAAUAACUCAGUUUUUACAAUUUGCUUUGAUUCAGUGUCGAAAGGAAUUCAAAAAUAUAAAUACUAUAAAUUUUCAUUCUGUUGUUGAGAAGUAUGUAAGUGAAUUUUUUAAGAGAGGUUUUGGUUCAGGUAAACGAGAGUUUAUCAUGUUUCCAUAUGAUUCACGAUUAGAUGAUAAAAAAUUCUUAUAUUCAGCUCCAAAAAAUAAAUCCCAUAUUGAUAAUUGUUUGCAUACCUAUAUUUUUCGACCUGAAAUGUAUCAGUUACCUAUUUAUAAAUUAAAAGAGCUAUUUGAAGAAAAUAGAAAACUUCAACAGUUUAGUCCACUUUCAGAUUAUGAAGGCCAAGAAGAAGAAAUGAAUGGUACAAAAAUGAAAUUUGGAAAACGAAAUAACUCAAGGGGUGAAACUGUUUUAUCUGGAAAGCAGAAGUCAUCUCACUCUUUGGAUUAUGAUAAGGACAGAGUCAAAGAAUUGAUUAAUUUAAUUCAGUGUAAGAAAAAAAAUGUGGGUGGGGAUUCAGACACAGAAGAUACGAGAAGCAAAACUGUCUUGAAGAGGAAGCUUGAGGAUCUACCUGAAAAUACGAGAAAGCUCGCCAAAACCAGUAAUUUAUCUGAAAAUUGCCAACUGUAUGAAGAGUCCUCACAGCCUGUUGGCUCACUUGGGCAUGAAGCUGACUUGAGACGGCAGCAGCAGGAUACCUCUAACUCGGGCGUUGCUGACAUCCAUAGGCUGUUUAAUUGGCUGUCAGAAACACUAGCAAAUGCACGUCAUUCUGAUGCCUCCCUGACAGAUACAGUCAACAAGGCCCUAGGACUGAGCUCUGAUGACGCCUAUGAAGAGAUGAGGCGAAAGCAUGCGUAUGAGUUGAGCUCUACCCUGGAGAAGAAAGAAUGUGAGCAGUCUACUGGUGCAAAAGUCGAAAAUGCACGUUUUAAGGAUACUCAGAGCCCAUUGCUAGACACUGAUCCAUCAUCUUUAAAGUAUCCUGUUGGUGUUUCUGCGAGUGAAGUAGGCACUGACCAUAAAUUCCACUUGAAAGAAGAUCCAAAUUUAAUUAGUAUGAAUAAUUUUGAAGAUUGCAGUUUGUGUCCUACUAUUCACAUUGAACAUGGAUUCCAUAGACAAUCUAAGUCAAAUAAUGUUGAAGAGACUGAAAUACAUUGGAAACUGAUUCCAAUUACAGGAGGGAAUGCCAGAAGCCCAGAAGACCAGCUGGGAAAACAUGGUGAGAAACAAACAGCAGGUAUGAAAUCACCAGAAGAACAGCUGGUGUGUCUGCCACCACAGGAGGCCUUCCCUAACGACCCCCGGGUAAUAAGUAGACCGAGGAGUUCUGAUCACCAGUUUCCAUCCUCUCCAUUUACAGACACAGUGCAGGGCCCCACUGAGGAGGACGCGGUGACAGGUCAGGUGGUGACGGAGGAGCAGUGCGUGCCGGCGCCAGAGCCGCCUGCAGUGAGCGAGGCCACAGAGAGGACAGUGCUAGGGGAGUAUAACCUCUUUUCCAGGAAGAUAGAAGAGAUUCUGAAGCAAAAGAAUGUUUCAUAUGUCAGCAGAAUUUCCACACCUAUCUUUUCAACGCAAGAGAAGAUGAAACGGCUUUCUGAGUUCAUAUAUUCUAAGACUUCCAAAGCUGGUGUACAGGAGUUUGUAGAUGGCUUGCAUGAGAAACUAAAUACUAUUAUUAUCAAAGCAUCAGCCAGGAGUGGGAAUUUGCCACCAGUCAGUGUUGAUGAUUCUUGUCCUAAGAUAGCACUGAGUCCUCUGGGAAGGCAUGUCGUGCCAGCUUCCUCAAGCGACUUCAGCAGUAAACACAGUCUUGAACUACUUGGUAGUGAUGCUUUGAAAGACACCAGCUCUCAUGAGCAGCAUUCCUCCUCAGCUCUGGGUUUAACUGAAGUAGAGGUGAACCAGCCGCAUCAAGCCGCGGAGCCGGUGGCGACUUCCGAUCAUACUGUACCUGGUGAUGCUGCCCGGGAACCAGGAGAAAAAGAAACCGCAAAGUCGCCCAGUGAUGUAAACAUUUCUGCCCAGCCAGCUCUUUCAAAUUUUAUAAGCCAGUUAGAGCCUGAAGUUUUUAACAGUUUGGUUAAAAUCAUGAAAGAUGUCCAGAAAAAUACUGUGAAAUUUUAUAUUCAUGAAGAAGAAGAGAGUGUGCUCUGUAAAGAAAUAAAGGAGUAUCUUAUCAAAUUAGGCAAUACAGAGUGUCACCCAGAACAGUUUUUGGAACGAAGAUCAAAAUUAGAUAAACUAUUGAUUAUUAUUCAAAAUGAAGACAUUGCAGGUUUCAUUCACAAGGUACCUUGUUUGGUGAUGUUAAAGAAGCUCCCUUGUGUUAGUUUUGCUGGUGUUGAUAGUCUGGAUGAUGUUAAAAAUCAUACGUACAAUGAAUUAUUUGUAUCUGGAGGUUUUAUUGUUUCUGAUGAAUCCAUUCUAAAUCCAGAAGUAAUCACAAUUGAGAACCUUAAAAAUUUUUUGACAUUCCUCGAAGAACUUAGUACUCCAGAAGGAAAAUGGCAAUGGAAAGUCCACUGUAAAUUUCAGAAAAAACUAAAGGAACUGGGCAGAUUGAAUGCUAAAGCUCUAAGUCUGUUGACGCUACUGAAUGUCUAUCAGAAGAAACAUCUGGUUGAAAUUUUGUCAUACCACAAUUGUGAUUCACAAACUCGAAAUGCUCCAGAAUUGGAUUGCCUUAUCAGACUUCAGGCUCAGAACGUACAGCACCGGCACAUAGUCUUUUUAACAGAAAAGAGUAUCAAGAUGAUUUCUAGUUAUACUGAUAAUGGAAUAGUGGUUGCAACUGCUGAAGACUUCAUGCAAAACUUUAAAAACCUUGUGGGCUAUCACAACUCAAUCACAGAAGAAGACCUUCCAUUGCUUGGUGCUAAUGAGAAUCUUGAGUCACAGUCAGAUGCUGUUUUGACAUUAACCCCUUUGGAGCUGGGAGUUGGGAUUUCCCAACAUUAAACGUGAACACAUUUCGCAGAAGCUUUUAGCAUCGGAUUAUCUGGACAUUCACACCUAGUGUGAGUGUUGUGACUAAGUGAACUUGUGGCAGAAGACCAAGCUUUAAGGGAUUGUGGACUUGCAGACCCUGACGCAUUAUAUUGUGUGAGUAAUGUAUAAUUUUAAAACUUAAACAAAUUGUGUAUUUCAAUAGAGGAGGACUUUUUGUUUUUUAAAUGUAGCUCUUUUAGAAAACGAUGAAAAGGAUGAAGAGGAUAUGUCUCUGGAUUCAGGGGAUGAAAUCUCACAAAUAGAAGUAUGCAGCAAUUUUCAUUCAGAAAUAUUGGAGAAAGAGACCAAAGGAUCACGUGGAACAGAUCAAAAAAAGAAUAUUCAAAUUGAGUUGCAAUCGUCUCUUGACUUGCAAAAAAGUUUAUUCGAAGAUGAGACUUAUCAAAUUGAUUCUGCAGAGAGAGCUUCUAUUGAUAGAGUAUGCUCUGAAGGAGAGAACAGUAAUUCAGCUGAACAAGAUUCAUAUAGCAACUUUCAGGUUUAUCACAGUCAAUUAAAUAUGUCCCAUCAGUUUAGUCAUUUUAAUGUUCUCACUCAUCAGACAUUUUUGGGCACACCAUAUGCCCUUUCAUCAAGUCAGACUCAAGAAAGUGAAAAUGACUUUUUAUCUGCUUAUACUCAAAGCUUGGGUAGAGAGAAAUCUCCAUCUCCAUUAAGUUGGUGGAAAAGUGAUUCUUGCAGGCCGUUUUCAAAACAGAAAUAAUUAUAGUACUUUUUUUAAUAGGUUGUUAUGGACUUUUUCUGUUUCUUAAAAGUGAAUUAACAAUUUAUAUUUCUUUCUCUAAACAAAAGGUUUCUUUUCUUUCUCAUGUUUUUUUUUCCCCCCUUAUUUAAAUCAUGAUGGCCUGUAACAGUUGAAGCCUCGGAAAAUUGAAAUAAAUAUAUAUAUUUUUAACAUAUAUUGUACUUGAAUUAUCUCAUGUUGGCACUUCUAAGUUUUACACUUUAUAUGUCAUCCGUACUUUGGCUUCAAAUUGAAGCUUGUUUUAUAUAUAAAACUAGGAUAUUUGCAAAAGGAUAGUGCACAGUAGUGGCUUUACUUUUCUUUCUCUAAUGUCAGGUUAUCCCAAAUACUUUUGCUGAAAUGAUGUAUCAACUAUUGUAUUUAUUUAAGCUUUUGUACAGUGUUUUUACACAGGUAUAAGCCAGUGAUGUUAAUAAAUAUUUACAGGAUUUUGGCUCAAUACCUCAGGAUUUAUUGAACAAAGCAGUUUCAUUUAGGUUCUAAAACUAUGUACUUAGGACUUAAUACCAGGCAGCAUUAAUUUUUAUCUUUAGACUUAACCAUGUAAUUUUGCCUGUUACUAAAAUUUUGAUCAAGCUUUUAUUUUUUUUCAGUGCUUAUGUGGUCCUUAGACUUAACCAAAUUCAGUUUCAUAUUUCAAAAGAUAGGCUUCUGUUUAUUACAGGCAGUUUAUUAACAGUUUGAAACCAACUUUGCUACAGGUUUUUAAAUUGUUAGAAAAAAAAUGUAUGUAUAUUUUUCAGGUGGUAAGUAAGCACUUAAGUGCUGCACCAAAGUACAUGGUGGAGAUAAAAAUUUUCAAUCCACAUGUAUUGGUUAAAAAAAUGCUUCUUCAUUACUAAUACAAACUUGUAACUGUUUUUGAAAACUGUAGUUUCUACAAUAAAAGUCAUCAAAGGACUUAAAAAACCUUCCUCAUAAGCCUAAGCUGAAUCUGGGCUAUUUUAGUAAUGUUGGGACAUCAGACCUUCCUUUGGCCACUAAAAGAACUUUAGGUCCUAUUCUUCAAACUCUUUUUAUAGAGUAUAAUAGAUAAGUGGUGUUUCAAUUAGUAAGCCUACAUGUAAAGUGUGGAAGAACAUUAUCUGUAAACUCCAGGCUGUGUUAAGGUAAGUAGAUAAAUACCCACAUUGUGACAGAGCAGGUAACUUUUUUUUAACUAAGCUUUUAUGAAACUGUUUUAUUGUUUUAAAUACAUAAAAUAUAUACACAGCAUUUUUCUACAUAAUGUACAAGUUUUAAAUAAGCAUUUAAAAAAUAAAUCUAGGCUACUUGUAAAAACACAGUUAAGCAACAAUCACAUUUUAUAAUUUGGAACAUGAAGGAUUUAAUUUUCUACAUUUAAAACGAAGAACUAAAAUUCUCUUCUUGAUUUGCAGCUAAAGGCAUGAGAUUAGUUUCCAACUCCCUUUGCUUCUGGAGAAGGCCCUGAAAUCACAUUGAUUUGUUAGUAAAGUGUGCAAAUUAACCCUAUUCUAUAUUUACUUUGAAAACGUUUUCAAUUUUUACACCAGACUUUCUCACUUGGAUACUGUACUUACUAUAUAUAGCUAUUAUAGAUUUGUAAGACUGUCUUCAUAUUUUUAGCAUAAAACCAAUAGAGAUGGCCUUCCUUAAAGAGAUGCCACCCCUUACCUUUUCCUCAAAUGUCUUAAAAAGACCAUGAGUCUCCCUUCACAUCCAGUGUAUAUGUUGACUGCAUUAACCUUAGUGGCUGGCACAGGGCCCUGCUGAAAUGAGACAUGGUCACUAUAUAGAUGAACGUAUAUGUAUAUUACAUUCUUUCUCUUAACCUCACAACUUUUUGUCUCCUCUAAGCUAGAGUAUGCUUGUCAUUUUCAAAGGUAAUGUAAGUAAAAUCUGUGUGAAUUACCGAGCUUGAGUUACAAAACUCAAUCGAGGUGUAACUAAUACUAACGUGUAAAAAGGCUAAAGGAUUCUUGAUAAUCCUAUAUUAAUGGGGGUGAUUUUCUAGCUUUAUAGGAAAAAAAAAUUGUUAACACUUGAAUCAACAACUUAAAAUACAGGAGGCAUUUGUAAAUGACUGGACAUGGAAAAGGUACUCCUAAAACUACAGUUUAUUUGGGAAAAAACUAUACUGUGAAUCAAAACUAACUGCAAAAGCAGUUUUGUAAGUCAUUAUUUUUUAAAGCACAGCAACAGGUGUUUCUUCAAGGCUACCUGAUAGAGAAAAGUUACAGACUUAAAUAUUGGAUUUUUUACCUGAGCAAGAUAAAGAGUCACAGUUGGUCUGGGAGAAAAAAUCUGGUAAGAUAAUACAUGUAAUUUCACACUGAGUAUAUAGUGCUGUUUGGGUCUUGUGUCAAUGUUCUGUUCUAAACACAGCCAACACAUUCAUUUUAAGAAAUUGUGAACUGCAUUACUAAGAAACCACAACUGUACUUAUUUUCUGCCUUUGCUUUUAGGGCCUUAUUGAUCAUGCUUUGCCAUUUCAAAUGUAUGCAUUUUCAUUCAAUAAAAUUGUUUUAAUA
This is a messenger RNA of Cervus elaphus (red deer), 8091 nucleotides long. It is a transcript of the gene TASOR, whose product is annotated as transcription activation suppressor. The coding region runs from base 259 to 4803 and encodes 1514 amino acids. Gene Ontology annotation, cellular component: nucleoplasm; heterochromatin. The transcript is spliced from 24 exons. NCBI's taxonomy places the organism in Eukaryota, Metazoa, Chordata, Mammalia, Artiodactyla, Cervidae. The record is from RefSeq and is a predicted model, not a curated record. Gene Ontology annotation, molecular function: chromatin binding. Gene Ontology annotation, biological process: protein localization to heterochromatin; negative regulation of gene expression, epigenetic.